AUGCCCCGACUCCUCCAACCAAUCACAUCCAUACGACACAAAUCCAGCAAAUCCUCCACCCUCUGGGUUUCCCGUCACAUCAACGACCACCAUGCCAAAUCCGCCAAACAACAAUCAUAUCGUCUGCGAGCCGCAUAUAAACUCAUCGAAUUAAAUCAAAAAUUCAAAUUAUUCAAUAAAUCAUCUACAAAUAUUGUAGAUUUGGGGUUUGCACCUGGAGCAUGGACCCAAGUGGCGAUUGAAGAGAUGAAGAAGGUGAAGAAGCCGUAUAAUAUCAUAGGAGUGGAUUUGAUUAUGUGUGGUGCCCCGGAGGGGAGUUGGUUUAUUCAGGGGGAUAUUUUGAAGAAGAGUACUCAUGAGAAGAUAAGGGAACAUUUUAGGACGACGAAGGCGAUUGAUCCGAAGGAUCAUACUCUGCCGGAGGCAGAACCACUGAUGGAGCCUUUUAGUAAUCUGCCAAAGGAAGAUUCAAUUGCUGCCCACCAGCAGCAACAGUCAGACCCAAAGGAGAUUCCUAUCUAUAAUCCACCGAAGAAGCCUAAAUCUUGGCCUUUGACUGAGCCCUUAGCAAAUCUGCCAAAGGUAGAUACCAUCGCAAGUGUUGUUAAUCCAGAUAGCCAAAUUAAUGCCCUGCCUUCGGCAGAUCCUUCGUCGAAGACGAAUAGUGGCGCAAGCGAUACUUAUUCUGGGGCAGAUACAACUACAUCCCAACAGAAUGAUCCUUCGGAUCAUACUCUGCCUUCGGCAAAUACCAAAGCAAAUCGUGGCACCGACUUAUCUAGACCAGUCGAUCUAAUAAUCAGCGACAUGAUGGCCAACGUCACCGGCAUAAAAGACGUCGACCACUUUGCAAGCAUGGAUCUCUGUGAUGCGGCCCUAAUCCUAAGUCACAACCUCCUAAAACCACACGGAAAUCUUGUGAUGAAGUUUUAUACUGGUGCUGAAGAUAAAGUACUUGAAUCGAGGAUGAAGAAGAUGUUUAACAAAGUAGCGAGAAUGAAGCCGGAGACUUGUAGAAAGGAACUGAGAGAGAUGUAUAUUAUUGGGUUGAAACGGAAGAAGACUAUGAUUGGGUUGGAUGAGUUAUUUAGCCGAUGA
Molecule: messenger RNA, 1098 nt
Organism: Hemisphaericaspora subhashii
Lineage: Eukaryota; Fungi; Ascomycota; Pichiomycetes; Serinales; Debaryomycetaceae
Product: 21S rRNA (uridine2791-2'-O) methyltransferase
Exons: 1
Coding region: 1-1098 (365 amino acids)
Biological process (GO): RNA methylation
Cellular component (GO): mitochondrion
Molecular function (GO): rRNA (uridine-2'-O-ribose)-methyltransferase activity
Source: RefSeq, a predicted model, not a curated record